AACGUCAAAAAGUCUAUUGUUGACAAACUAUUCAAACGCUUUCAAAGCUCUCUUAGAAAAAUGAGAAAUUUGCAGGAAAUUGAGGAAGGCUAUUGCCAGAAUGUGGCAGACUCCAUGAAAGCACAAUGCAUCCUACCGAAUGAUGCUGAUGUUCUUGAGGUUCUGAACUUUCCAACUGAAUUUGACUUACUUUCUCUCUCGCCUGACCCUGAGCGUGACCUUGAUGUGGUCAGCCAACCGGUAGAUUGUGCUGUGAAUCUCUCUGGUCCAAACUCUAGCUCAGGUGUUCCGUGCGCAGAGGAAGAUGUGUCUGAUUCGGUUGAUCUGCUCGAGGAAGAUCUCGUGCUUUCCGACUCGGACAGCGAUUUCGAUGAUAACGUCACUGAUGAUGUCACUAUAUGGUCGCACGAGUCGGUUGCUGCCUCGUUCCUAGCAGCCACUUCCGGUUACAGCUCUGAUUCUGAGAGUGACUCUGAGGACACGGUUGUGACAAGACGCAAGUCGGCUACAUUGCCUCGACGAAACAAAGACAGGAAAUCGUGUCCGAUGAUGAUCUCUCUGAUGACGAAGGUUGUGAUUUUACCGACAAACGCCGCCGGCGAAGGCGACGCUACAACCGCCUGAAAAAGGAACGUACGGACUCCACACAGUCCGCCAAUAAGAGAUCGUUAAGUCCUGAGUCCGGUACUUCUAUGGAGGACACCAGCUCUAAUGAGAGCGAGUCAGGCGACUUGUCUAGCUCUGACUCGGACAGUGACGAUUCGUUAUUAGAGUCAUCUAGCGACUUGGAUCCUGGAAGCUGCAGCUGUAGCGACUCGGACUCUGGAAGUUGCAGCAGGAACGGUUAAACCAUAACAGCAAUACUUAAAUAUAUCAUAAAACUAAAGAACUUGAAAAGGAUGAUAAUUACUUCUUUAGAACGUAGUUAAUUAUCAGCUUUAAAUUGUUGUUGUUUCAUUUGGCAUCUACUUGCUAGAAUUUGGUUACUAGAAUUUCUCCCGUGAUGUUUCUCGAGUUCAUUAUUUCUACAUGGAGAUUAUUUAAACAUUAUAGUGUUUUGAUGUACGUGUUUUUUAAAUAGAAACUUUAAUAGCCUUUGAGGUUAUGGCAGAAGCGAUGAAUGGAAACUUCCUAUUUACCAUGUAAUGCCUAUUUAUAGUAAU
This is a messenger RNA of Dreissena polymorpha, 1163 nucleotides long. RefSeq lists its product as uncharacterized. The transcript has 4 exons. Lineage: Eukaryota; Metazoa; Mollusca; Bivalvia; Myida; Dreissenidae. The record is from RefSeq and is a predicted model, not a curated record. The coding region runs from base 61 to 624 and encodes 187 amino acids.